UCUGAGAUAUAAAUCAUAGAAGAUAUCGUUUGGGAGGGAGGAAAUUUUGCAAAUAUCGCCAGAGGGGAGGAAAGAGAAGCUUGGCAUUGGGGAAGUUGACUCGUGUCAAAGGGUGGUUGUGUACGGUGUCCAACACUUACCCAACACCCUCUCAUUCUUUGCAGCCGCAGCCUCUGCAGCUCUAUGUGUGGGUGGUGUGUGUUGUGUGUGACAUUGCUUCUUAAACGUUAAAGUUAAAGCACCAGCCCCCAAGCUCCACUUUUUCAGAGGGAGAUAAGAGAGGGAAGCACCGCUGGGCGCUGGUGUUGUGAACACAGUCGUGUUGAGAGCUUUUCUGGGUCAUCCUUUAUUUUCGUUUUUUUCUUUUUUCUUUUUGGUUUUUGAGAGUGUCGGUAGCGGUGGGGUGGAUGCAGAGGCUGUUUUUGUAUCUGGGGUUCUCUGUCUGUGGUAUUCUGGGUUGGAGCUUUUGUGGGUUUCUCUUCAUUUCAGCCGUUGCAUUCUCGUCUGGGAGAGACAGGGAGAGAUGGGUAGUGGUGGAGAUGGUGAGAGGAUGAGGGUUGAUCUCGAGGGAGAUGGGUUGCAGAGUAGAAACAUCCAAGAUGAAAAUGAUGAUCUGUAUACUGAACUAUGGCUUGGAUGUGCUGGGCCUCUUGUCAACAUUCUGCGUGCCGGCCAGAAGGUUGUCUACUUCCCUCAAGGCCACAUAGAACAGGUUGAGGCCUAUACAAACCAGGAUGGCCAAAUGGAAAUGCCAAUCUACAAUUUACCUUCUAAGAUUUUCUGCAAAGUUGUUUACGUUCAGCUAAAGGCUGAAGCUUGUACAGAUGAGGUGUUUGCGCAAGUUACUUUGCUUCCAGAGGCAAAGCAAGAGUGGCGAAGUCCAGAUCAUGGAAAUUCUCAGUUUUUCCCUCGAAGAACUCAUUCAUACUCCUUUAGCAAGACUCUCACUCCGUCUGAUACAAACACACAUGGUGGGUUCUCUGUUCCGAAGCGACAUGCUGAUGAAUGUCUUCCACCUCUGGACAUGACCCAGCAACCCCCAGUACAGGAACUGAUUGCAAAGGACUUGCAUGGGACUGAAUGGCGCUUUCGCCAUAUAUUUCGAGGUCAGCCAAAGCGGCACUUGCUUACUAGUGGUUGGAGUCAAUUUGUGACAUCAAAGAAGCUUGUUGCUGGAGAUGCCUGCAUUUUCCUUAGGGGAGCAAAUGGUGAACUUCGUGUUGGGGUCCGGAGAGCUACAAGAUUACAAAACAAUGUAUCAGCAUCAGUACUAUCCGGCCACAGCAUGCAACAUGGCAUACUUGCAAGUGCCUUCCAUGCCAUUUCUACGGGAACCAUGUUUACUGUAUAUUUCCGUCCUUGGACUAGUCCUGAAUUUAUUAUUCCUUAUGACCAAUACAUAAAAUCUGCUGAAAACAAUUACUCAGUUGGAACAAGAUUCAGAAUGCUGUUUGAAGGUGAAGAAUGUUCACAACAAAGAUGUGCAGGUACUAUAGUUGGCAUUGAAGAUGUUGAUGCCAUUAGGUGGCCCAAUUCAGAAUGGAGACGUUUCAAGGUGCAAUGGGAUACAUCAGAUAUGACUCCACGUCCUGAAAGGGUGGCUGCAUGGAACAUCGAGCCAAUAGAAUUCAUUAAGAAGAAGCAUACUUCUAUUCUACCCCAACUAAAGAGGGCACGCCCAACUGAUCCACUGUGUCCUGCUAUUCCUAUAUUGGUUGGGGAUGGGGUCUUGCAAGGUCAAGAAAACGACGAUAUAGGUGCUCACAAGCCAGAUACAUCAAAACUGUCAUCAUUGCUGGUUGUUCCUCCACCAAAUUCCGAUUGGGGUCCUCAGCACUUCCCAAUGCAUGACCCAUUCUAUCAAUGUCCUGGCAAAACAAUAUUGUUCCAGGGUGAAAACCCUCUGAGUUCGGGGAUUGCUAAUGGCUGCUCCCUAACAUUUACCUAUUGUGGAGCCUGUGAUAAUGUUGGAGGGAGCACAAACUUGUCUUUUGCAAAUCUUGACUCCAGCAAUUGUGAGUUCCAGGAUUGGAGGGCUCUAGAGCCGAAGGGCAAUGAAACUUCAUUUGCCCAACAGAACCGCAUUGACAAAUACAAGCUUUUUGGUGUAAAUUUAAUUAAUAGUCCAGCGGAGCUCCCUUCACCACAAGUUGCCAGUUCCAGUGAGCUGCAAAGUCCUUGUUCCAUUCCUCCAACAUCUCAGUCAAGCAUUUCUGAAUCUAUCCAAGCUUCAGAGCCAUCUAAGAGUGUUUCUGGCGACCUCUCAGACAAACAGUGCAAGAACUGUUGCUCGGUCAUGGUCAGGAGCUGCACAAAGGUACUCAAGUAUGGAACUGCCCUUGGAAGAUCAAUUGAUCUUGCACGCUUUGACGGGUAUGAUGAGCUCAUUGUCGAGCUCGACCAGAUGUUUGAUUUCGGAGGAAGUUUGAUGGAUGGCAGCUGCAGGUGGCAUGUAACAUACACAGAUGAUGAGGGCGACAUGAUGCUGCUCGGAGAUUACCCAUGGCAGGAAUUCCGGUCUAUGGUGCAGAGGAUCUUCGUAUGUCCAAAGGAAGAGACUGAGAGACUGAAUUCAGCUACACCCUCAUGAUCACUGCUUUCUGCUUUCAUCUUCUGUUUCAUAUAUUUUUUUCUUUUACAUACAAUAUGCGUGUUCUUGUUUGAGUUUGUGCUUUCUUUGUUGAGAGCUUGAACAGCUAUGUUGUUGUGUUUCUUCUUUGUAAAAGAUGCUGGUGCCAUAUAUAAGAUGCAAAUGUCUACGAUUUGCUAACAGCAAAUUUCUAAAUUA
Molecule: messenger RNA, 2788 nt
Organism: Vitis riparia (riverbank grape)
Lineage: Eukaryota; Viridiplantae; Streptophyta; Magnoliopsida; Vitales; Vitaceae
Product: auxin response factor 2A-like
Exons: 14
Coding region: 524-2590 (688 amino acids)
Biological process (GO): regulation of DNA-templated transcription; response to hormone
Cellular component (GO): nucleus
Molecular function (GO): DNA binding; protein binding
Source: RefSeq, a predicted model, not a curated record